AUGAGUUUUACCUAGUGGCGGGCCGGCCGCAUUUUUCCGCUCUGUCAAUAUUUUCGAUGUAUUUUAUUCGUUAUUUAUUCUGGUGUCUUAUUGGACUAUUUUAAUGUUUGUAACGUGUAUUUUUACGCUGUCUGUACAUCAUUGUAUAAAUGUAUGCUAGAAGUUACGCCUAUAUUCUUGUUUACAAAUUUUUGAAGUUAUCUUUAUAUCUCCACUGAGUUGGAAGAUGCAUGUAAUAAUUCCAACGCCGGGCAACAGCACCCGGUACUCUCCGGUGACACUGAGCUCAGAAUGGCCCACGCUGAGCCGGCUCCUGUUCAUAAUCAUAUGCUCCUGUCUUGGCACCACCAUCAAUGGAUUUUUCGUCGCUGCUUUCUUUGUCGAGCACACCUUGAAAAAAGUCGGGAACGUUUUCCUGGCGUGCAUCGGCCUGGCGGACCUGAUAGUGACCACGGGCGUGAUGCCCGUGUCUGCCGUGGUCCUGCUCUCAGCCGGACAGUGGGACACGCUUCCCGUGUGCCACGUGCUUCACUUCCUCACCGAAGCCUCCACCUAUGCCUACAGCUUCUUCUUUGUUUUAGUCGCAAUAGAGACCUACUGGCGUCUGGGAUGCACCGUGUUUCAAUACGAGCACGUGUUUGUCUCCUCCCGGGUCGGUAUUGUCGCGUUCCUGGUGUUCGUGGCAUGCUUCGCGACCGCCGGGGUCGGCGUCUACCUCCACCUCGACUACGACUACUGCCAAAGGCUCCACAACGGUGACUACAAUUUCAGGGUCACCACUUUCGCCACUUUCCACGCUGUUCCCUCUGUCAUCACCCUCUUGUGCUUAAUAGGAUGCUGCUUCAAAGUGCGUAGUCGCGCUCGUCGCCAUGUCUAUUACAAGCGCUCCCAACAGUAUGAAAGAGAUUUCUCGACGACCAAUUUGAACAUAACAGCAUUUUUGUUGUAUGUUGCUGCGUGGACACCCUACAUCGUGGUGUCCCUGAAAUAUCCUAACACUAACGACUCUAAAUUCUACCACUGCGUUUGGAUUGGCGUUUUUCGGUCAGUAUUCACUACCUUCUUGUACAGCUCAAUGAAUAGGAGCUUCAGGCGUGCGUUUGCCCAUCUGUUCUACUAUUGCUGCUGCAAGAGCACCGUGUCUGGUUCGUUCAGCAGCCGCCACAGGAGAGCAUUCGAGUACAAAUCUGCUACUGGCGACGUCAGGGUCCACAUCAUGCAUCAGGCGGUAAGCACCAACAGCCCACAGCGAGGCGCGUCCACGUCACGCGAAACUCAAGAAUUAUGAUCAUCUAGACGGGUGAGAUAAACAGUUACUGGACCGUGUUCAUAAAGAUGUAUGCAUUUUGAUACUUUGAGCACUAUCCCGGUUGCGCUCUCAGUCACAAAGUGUCUGAGCCUAGGGAUCGCAUUAGAUUGCCAUUUCUUAAUGCAAACAUUUUUCUGAAGCUAAACAUCUCGACCGUAUGCGACAAUUUGGACUAACGUUUAAUCACUUAGUAUCUUACCCAUAUUAAUAUUUGUGUAGCUAUAUGUCUUUGAAAAUAUGAACUUCAUCUUUAUUGACGUAUUUGCAUGCACAAUAUUUUAACAAUAGGUAUUUCAGGUAAUUAUCUAGUGUCAAUUUCACGUUCACGUUUUUCAAUACAUUAUUAUAAGCUGUGACAGACAAAUAUUUAGUUGUAUUUGAGGUAUUCCACUAAUGAACUACAUAUUUUGUAGAUGAAUAAAGCCAAAUAUUAUCAAGUUCAGUAUUACACUUUAAUUCAGUUAGAUUAAAACAUUAGGUAUAAUAUCCUUUUUUAAAUAUAUAAUCUGUUACAGUGUCCACAUUCCAUGGGACAUUCAUGCAUGGUUUAAAUGGGUUAAGCUUAAGCUUAUCAUGUUUCUAAUUUAUUUAUUUCGCUUUACAUAUACGCACAUAGUAUUAUCUGUAUACAAUAUACGGUAUAUCUCGAUACAGUAUAACAUGCACAUUAUGUAUACCCUGACAGGGGGACACAUAUAUACUUUGCUACGUUUAGGUAUAUUAAUGCUCAUUCGUGUUUUAAAUUCUAUUUGAUAUAUACCUAUUUGAUGUCGUGUCUAUUUGAUGUUAUAUCCAAAGCGUUAUAUAUUACGUCUACUUGAGUAACUAGUUAUAUUGAAUUGAUACAUACAUGGUUGAGAAUAUAUGCAAUAGGUAUUUCUUAUAAGUAUAACAAGUUCUUAGAUUUUUUUGCUAAUUAGUUAUACUAUUAUGUCUUAUUUUGAUGACGGCAUUUUUGUAUUUUAAUAAACAUUAUUAUGAUUACUGUGAUCGGUAUUUUAAAAGUAUUUAUUCAAUUUUAAUUUAGUAACUCAUUUUUAGCAUUUAUUUAAACAUCUAUAUAACGUACAUUUAAGUAUAGUUUAUAUUUGACCUUUAAAAAAAAAACUUUGUAUGCGUAUUUAUAUAUUAUGUGUCAUAUUAUAUUAGUAAAACAUAAAAAUAUCGAGAAAAAAAAUGGUAAAUGAGGGUAAGAUGCAGGCAUGUUCGAAAAAUGCUUCAAACUGAGCUAGAAACAAAAAUAACUUACAGGAAACAUUAAAUUUUGUGCUUUUGUGUUGUUUCUAUUUUGGCAUUAUAUUGUACUUAAAUUUACAUGCAUUGUAUUAAAAAUUAACUUUACUUGAUGGUACGAAUUUGCGAUGUAGAUCAGCCAUCAAAAAUCAUUGAAGUAAACGCGUAGUAAGCAUGUACUGUAAUUAAUUACUGUAAGUAAAUAAACGAUCCAUUCCAUAUAGUCAGAUAUGUAUAAAAUUUUAGUGCCGGUACCUUAUUGAAACAUGUUAAUCUAGUUACUGCGGUCGGAAAAUUUAAUAAAAUAGCUCAGACAUAGGUGAUGGAAUAUUUGUAUUAGAAUUAUACUAGGAUUUUAUUUGCGAAGGUUUUUUCUCAAUGACAAUUAAAUUGUUGUUUACGAAUAUACUUAGUAAGUAUAUUUGCUGCCCAGUUUGUAUGCUGUUAAAUCGCAAACAUACGCACAUAUUAUAACACAUGCCAUACACUCGCCUAUUCCUUUCCAACACUCCGUCCGUCCUUAGUUUGUUAUGAAAAACAUUUUAUACAUUAUAUAUAUAUUUUUUUUAAUGUAUAAUUAUUUGCUAUGAUCCACUAAUAAAAAUAUAUAUUCAUAAUCAUAUAAAUAAUUGCAAAAUCGCAAAAUCAUAGCUUUUUUUAUCUUAUCCGUGGCUUUUUAAAUUAUUAUUUUUACUCAGAUACUGUUUGUUACUUUAAAGUUGACGACCUCGGUGUCGCAGUGGCAAAGUUCUUGCCACUGAUCCGAGAGGUCCCGGGUUCGAUCCCCAGACGGGUCAUGAUGGAAAAUGAUCUUUUUCUGAUUGGUCCGGGUCUUGGAUGUUUAUCUAUAUAUGUAUUUGUUAUAAAAUAUAGUUUCGUUGAGUUAGUAUCCCAUAACACAAGUCUCGAACUUACUUUGGGGCUAACUCAAUCUGUGUAAUUCGUCCUAAUAUAUUUAUUUAUUCAUUUAAAGGCACUUAUUUCAUACCACAUAUAUGGAAACCUCAGGUUGCCUCAAUCAUUUUGUUAUUACUCCAUAAUGUCGUUGAUUUCGGGUUCGUAGGAAGCAUAAUUGUUGAGGAUACGCCGAUGUCUUUCUGUAUGGGAUAAACCUGAGUGGGUUAUAAUGACGAUUGGAAAUUAUAGUAAGUCUUGAAUUUCAUUAAAAAUAUGGAUAUUUUCGAUGUUAUUAUAAUAUUUAAUUACAUGUUCUAGGUGUCUAUUUAAUGCUUACAUCAUAUAAAUUGUUAAAAUUGUAGUGUUUGCCUGCGUGAAUAUAUGUAGAGUUUUAAUAUUUAUCCGUCUGAUACUAAUUAUUCGUAGCUUGUUCUUCAUUCACAUUGAUUUCAUUUGUGUAUUGGAAAAAUAUUGAUGAGCUAAACCCAAAUUGUGUAAAAAAUGUUUUUCAAAAUUUGGUAUCUAAUUCCGAAUUUAUUAUCGGUUAGUUGAGGUAAAACCUAGGGUCUAACUGAUCUUUUCUAUAAAUUUUGUUACAUUUAUAUGUAACGUGUGAUGUAAGACUGGAUUUUGGAGAGUUGAAUAUAUUUAUAUAUAUACAGUUUUAAGUAACUUCAUAUUAAAUGGACCAGAGUAUUGUAUACAUCAGUUAGGGUGUUGUAAGUAUAAUGAGACAAGAAAAGAUCUGUAAAAAAACUAUUUUUGAACAUCGGUUACAAUACAAUAUAGAUAGGUAAAAUGGCAUUUUAGUGAGAAAAUUUGAACAAAAAAUAUUGUAGUUAAAAGUAAUGAAGGAUAGUCGUAUAAAUUAUAUCUGAGAUGGACUGGAUGUGUUUUAAAAGCAGCUUCUAGCGGCCCUUUAUCCGCGAAAUCGGGAUUCCUCUAAAUAUAUAUUAUGUAUCUAAAUAUAUAUGUUAUUGCACAAUAUAUAAGUAAUAUGUAAAAUUGUUCAAGAGGUGAAAUUUGACGUCAAAGACGGAAAUUUUCAAAUCAGAUUUUUCUAUAAAUUACACUUAAUAUUUAUCUUAUUGGUAGUAUGAUGACGAUUAAGUACUGAUUUAUUUAAUUUGGACUGGUCAACAUUUUUAUAUUCCAUUACUAUCAUUUUUUAUACUUUUAUAAAACGUUUUAAACGUUAUGUAUUUUUUUAAUAAAUAAGACCAAGAGAUUCAAAAAUUUUUAAAUAAGUAUUUAUAGUGUGGUCUCUGUGUGGACGUUAUGGACACACUUUAAUAGAGUGCAUGAAAGCUUUAAAUUUUUAUAAAUUUUAGGUCUAGGUUAAGAUGUACUUUGUGUGUCGUUAAGAUCAAAUUUUUUGAGACUUAAAUACUUUUCGUCGUUUUCUUGAAAUAAAAAUAAAGUGUGUAUUAUCUUUUGCAAAUGUGUACAGUCAUCCAGAUAUCAAGUUGCCCGUUCUGCCAAGGUAAUAACAUUACAUUCGAAAUGAUUUUGGGUAGCUUGUUAAUGUGCCAUUGAUUGUACUGUCUUCUAGUUUAGUAGCUAUAAAAAUAAAACAUCUUAAAAAAUAUUCUUAUAUUCUUUUUGAGAUUUUUUUUCUUUUUCAUUUGUGUUAAUGAUUAGUUUGUUCUAUCAUUUGACGUAAUUGACGCUAUUAUUUUAAAGGAAUCUAAUUCUUUUCUAUUUUAAUAGUAUUAGGGUUAGAUACGUAUACUCUGUUACAUCUAGCUUAACUAUACUAUAUUUGUACCUUAGAAAUAUUAUCCUAAAUAAUAACCUAAUUGUCGAUGUUAUACACUUUCGUAAUUAACACUGUAAUAAUAUUUAUGUGACUGUUAGUACUUCAAGAUGAAAUGCUAGAUGAAAAAAAAAAUAAAAAAAAAAGUAGAAAUCAUGUAAUACUGAAAGUAGUACGCCAUAGUUCAGUUUUCAUUUGUAUUUUACUUACAUAGAAUUCAAUAAAGUGUUACGAAACUUCCAAA
Messenger RNA from Plodia interpunctella (Indianmeal moth), 5439 nucleotides. RefSeq names its product melatonin receptor type 1A-like (gene Mtnr). Gene Ontology annotation, cellular component: membrane. Bases 227 to 1288 code for a protein of 353 amino acids. NCBI's taxonomy places the organism in Eukaryota, Metazoa, Arthropoda, Insecta, Lepidoptera, Pyralidae. The transcript is spliced from 4 exons. Gene Ontology annotation, biological process: G protein-coupled receptor signaling pathway. The record is from RefSeq and is a predicted model, not a curated record. Gene Ontology annotation, molecular function: G protein-coupled receptor activity.